This is a messenger RNA of Oldenlandia corymbosa var. corymbosa, 273 nucleotides long. Lineage: Eukaryota; Viridiplantae; Streptophyta; Magnoliopsida; Gentianales; Rubiaceae. The record is from the annotation of a GenBank genome assembly.
AUGGCUCCACAGAAAAAUACAACAACAAACGUCGAUUCACGUCUUGAUGGCGGUGAAGAGAAGGCGAAUUGGGAAGAUCCUGAGGGCAAAGGUGAGAAAAGGAGUUCAGGGAAAGCGGUUAGGGUUCAGCAUGAAGAGGAGUUAGACCGAUUGGUCCCAGUGAUCGAGGCGUCAACUUCCACGAAGAAGUUGAAGGAUCUGGGGAAAGAGAAUCUUAGCACGCCUGAAAAAGGAUUGGGAGAUCUGAAUGCUGUUCGGACUGCAUUUGUUUGA